Pelagomonas calceolata is the source of this 1223-nucleotide messenger RNA. The record is from the annotation of a GenBank genome assembly. NCBI's taxonomy places the organism in Eukaryota, Pelagophyceae, Pelagomonadales, Pelagomonadaceae.
AGUGGCGGCGAGAGAGUCCUAAACAGCUCUGCAAUCAUGGCGGUCACACAGCUAUGGGGCUGUGAAAUCCACAGUGGUCCGCGCCGCAGCGUCCUGCAUCAGUACGAUCCGUUUCAUGGCUCUUGACGCGCUGCGACGCCGCCUCGCUGACACUUUCUCCCGCUGCACCUAAUGGCAAGGAGGCGCGCGUCGGGCGCGCAAGAGCCGGCGAGCGUGCGCGCCGCAUGCGCGCCGCUGCGGCGCCGCCGCCCGCACUGCCGCUUUACGCAUGAAACCCUCGCGCGCGCCGUCGACCCGCCGCCGCGCCCGUGGGCAACACACAAGCCCUGACGCCGCCGCCGCGACCGCAGGCGAGACCCACACCUACGAGGCGGACCAGGACGGCGACCUCAACCUCCAGCUCACGAUGGUCUCCUUCGCGGACGCCAAGGCCAAGAAGGGCGAGACCUAUGUGGUGUACGCGGCGGCCGACGACGGUGCCGCGCCCCGCGUCCAAACUCCGUGGCGCAAUGGAUAGCGUAUCAGACUUCGAAUCUGGGGGUUGCGGGUUCGAGUCCCGUCGGAGUUGUGGGUUGACGGUACAACGCACAGGCCCGAAGUUCGCGCUCUGCGUCUUGCGACCGGGCGUCACGGACCACGCGCAGAUCGACUUGUUGAUCGGCACGGGCAACGAGACCGUCAAAUUCAGUGUUACCGGAGGCAGCGCGAAGGUGCACAUCACGGGCUACGAGGUCCUCGAGGAGACGUACGACGGGUUCGGCGACGACGACGAUUCGGAUGAUGACGAGGACGACGACGAGUUCGGGGAGGUUCCGGGCGGCGACGACGAUGACGAUUCGGACGACGAUGAUGAUGACGAGGACAUGGGCGGUGGCCAGCCGUCGUUCUUCAACUUCGGCGGCGCGGCCGACGACGACGACAGCGACGACGACUCGAGCGAGGACGAGGCGCCGCCGCCGCCGCCGCCGCCGCCGAAGUCGAGCGAGAAGAAGCGGAAGGGGUCCCAGGACUCGGGCUCGGGCAAGAAGAAGAAGAAGGGCAAGAAGGGCAAGAAGUAGAGCUCCUUCCUUUACGCGCCGGCGCCUCCCACAUCUGUGUGGUGGGUUUGGUACCAAGGUCUAAGGCCGGCGUAGAUUUAUCCGUUUACUAGUCCCCCCGGUAUCCUCGGGCUCCUUGCGCGUCGAUAGCGUCGAUACUACGAUAGAGAUCUCGUAAAACCCGAU